AUGAACCCUCGUGCCGAGGGCUGGGAGGUCGCAUACCAGAAAGCCCACGACUUUGUGUCGCAGCUUACACUCAUGGAGAAGAUCAAUCUGACCACCGGUGUUGGCUGGGCCAAUGGUCCUUGUGUAGGAAACACUGGGUCGAUUCCUCGACUUGGAUUUAAGGGCUUCUGUACCCAGGACUCACCCCAAGGUGUUCGAUUCGCCGACUACACCUCCGCUUUCACAUCCAGCCAAAUGGCGGCCGCCACUUUCGACCGCUCGAUUCUUUACCAACGAGGCCGUGCCAUGGCACAGGAGCACAAGGGAAAGGGCGUCACGGUGCAACUGGGGCCUGUUGCCGGUCCUUUAGGUCGUACGCCGGAGGGCGGCCGGAACUGGGAGGGGUUCUCCCCCGACCCCGUCUUGACCGGUGUCGCUAUGGCCGAGACUAUCAAGGGCAUACAGGACACUGGGGUGAUUGCUUGUGCCAAACACUACAUUGGGAAUGAGCAGGAACAUUUCCGUCAGGCCGGCGAGGCUACGGGCCACGGCUACACUAUCUCGGAUUCGAUUUCUUCCAACAUCGAGGAUCGCGCUAUGCAUGAGUUGUAUCUAUGGCCUUUUGCCGAUGCGGUUCGCGCUGGUGUAGGGUCUUUCAUGUGUUCAUACUCGCAGAUUAACAACUCCUACGGAUGCCAGAAUAGUUACACUCUGAACAAGCUUCUGAAAAGCGAGUUGGGCUUCCAAGGAUUUGUUAUGAGUGAUUGGAGUGCGCAACAUUCUGGGGUAUCGUCCGCUUUGGCCGGUCUGGAUAUGUCGAUGCCGGGCGAUACCGUUUUCGACUCUGGCCUGAGCUUCUGGGGCUCCAACCUUACGGUUGCAGUUCUGAACGGCACGGUGCCCGAGUGGCGCCUCGAUGAUAUGGUUAUGCGUAUGAUGGCAGCGUACUUCAAGGUUGGCCUCACCAUUGAGGACCAACCGGACGUGAACUUUAACUCCUGGACCUCUGGCACCGACGGCUACAAAUAUGCUUAUGGCAAGGAAGAUUACGAGCAGGUCAACUGGCAUGUCGAUGUCCGUGGCGAUCACGCGAAGCUUAUCCGCGAAACUGCAGCAAAGGGCACUAUCCUGCUGAAGAACAACUUCGGUGCCCUUCCCCUUAAGGCUCCCAAAUUCGUGGCUGUUGCACGCUCGCGAUGGGAUGGGGAUCUGGAUCCACCCAAUUCCCCUACCUGGUUACCCCCCGACUCUGCCAUUCAGUCCAAGGUUCUGGAGUACGGGGGCCGCUAUGAAAGCAUUCUCGAUAAUUAUGACGGCGAUGCCAUCUCCUCCCUUGUGUCGCAGCCAGAUGCCACCUGCAUCGUGUUUGGCAAUGCUGACUCUGGCGAAGGCUACAUCACGGUCGACACCAACUGGGGUGACCGCAACAACCUGACUUUCUGGCAGAAUGCGGACCAGGUGAUCCAGACGGUUAGCUCUGUGUGUAACAACACCAUUGUUGUUUUGCACUCCGGCGGUCCUGUGCUGUUAAAUGAUCUGUACGAGCACCCGAACAUCACCGCGAUCGUCUGGGCAGGCCUGCCCGGCGAGGAGUCUGGAAACGCACUGGUCGAUAUUCUCUGGGGCAAGGUCAAUCCCGCCGGUCGCUCUCCCUUUACCUGGGCCAAGCAUCGGAAGGACUAUGGGGUCGACAUUAUGUAUGAGCCCAACAACGGCCAGCGGCCGCCUCAGCAGGACUUCACCGAGGGCAUCUAUCUCGAUUACCGCCACUUCGACCAAGCGGGGAUCGACCCGAUUUAUGAAUUCGGGUAUGGCCUGUCCUACACCACGUUCGAAUACUCCGAUCUCCGAGUCGUGAAGAAGCAUGUCCGCUCCUACAGCCCCGCGACCGGUACCACGGCGCAUGCACCUGCGAUGGGACAGCCCCCCAGCGAGGACCUCCAGACCUACGGGUUCCCCGCGGCAUACAAGUACAUCAAGGCCUUCAUCUACCCCUACCUCAACAGCACAGAUUCCCUGCGCGCCGCAUCCCAAGACCCCGACUACGGCAGCACAGACUUCAUUCCACCGUUCGCGCUGGAUGGCUCGCCGCAGCCCGUCAACCCAGCCGGGGACCCGGUCUCGAGCGGCGGCAACGAGAUGCUCUACGACGAGCUGUACGAAGUCACCGCGCAGAUCACCAACACGGGCGACGUAGCCGGCGACGAGGUUGUCCAGCUCUACGUGGACCUUGGAGGCGACAACCCACCCCGCCAACUGAGAGACUUUGCCCGGAUGUAUCUGCUGCCCGGGCAGACCUUGACGUUCCGGGCUACGCUCACUCGCCGGGAUUUGAGUAACUGGGACGUGAAGUCGCAGAACUGGCUUGUUUCACCUUGGCCGAAGAGCGUGUACGUUGGACGGUCCAGUCGGAAUUUGCCGUUGAGUUCUCGGCUGGAGUAA
Penicillium canariense is the source of this 2421-nucleotide messenger RNA. Its product is annotated as beta-glucosidase. Gene Ontology annotation, biological process: glucan catabolic process. NCBI's taxonomy places the organism in Eukaryota, Fungi, Ascomycota, Eurotiomycetes, Eurotiales, Aspergillaceae. Bases 1 to 2421 code for a protein of 806 amino acids. The record is from RefSeq and is a predicted model, not a curated record. The transcript is spliced from 3 exons. Gene Ontology annotation, molecular function: beta-glucosidase activity.